Molecule: messenger RNA, 2617 nt
Organism: Cryptomeria japonica (Japanese cedar)
Lineage: Eukaryota; Viridiplantae; Streptophyta; Pinopsida; Cupressales; Cupressaceae
Product: glutathione reductase, chloroplastic/mitochondrial
Exons: 10
Coding region: 139-1881 (580 amino acids)
Biological process (GO): cell redox homeostasis; glutathione metabolic process; cellular response to oxidative stress
Cellular component (GO): cytosol; mitochondrion
Molecular function (GO): NADP binding; glutathione-disulfide reductase (NADPH) activity; flavin adenine dinucleotide binding
Source: RefSeq, a predicted model, not a curated record
GAACAAAAUAAUUCCCCUGAAGAAAAAAAAUUAUUUUCUUCAAACAAACAAGGCAAAAAUAAUUUCCUUUCUACUGAACAGUCAGCAAUCGAAAAAUCUAAUCGAAAUAUCUCACCACAGCAACAAAACCCCAUUUAUAUGUAUAUUUCGAAACCAAAUCCUGAAUUUGUUUUGAAAAAUACAAAUUUAAGCAUGGCGAGCUCCAUGGGAGCACCCAGAUGUGCUGCAGCGCUAUUAUCUUCUCACAAUGCACAUAAUUUAUGUCUUCCUCGUACAAAUACUUUGUUUUCAUCAUGGUGCAGUUUCAGGGCACUAGAAAAGAAAGGCACUUACUACAGUGGCCUUAAAAUCUGUAAACGGGAAAAUUAUUUUGGGCAAUGGCGCAGCGUGAGUAUCAGAGCGGAGGCAGAUAAUGGAGCGACGGAAAUUCGUAGAAAGGAGGGAUAUGAUUUUGAUUUGUUUACAAUUGGUGCGGGUAGUGGCGGCGUGAGGGCCUCCAGAUUCGCCUCUAAUUUUGGCGCUAGGGUUGCAAUUUGCGAGCUGCCAUUUUCUACAAUUUCUUCUGAUGAGUUUGGUGGCGUUGGUGGCACGUGUGUGCUUCGUGGUUGUGUUCCCAAAAAAUUGCUUGUAUAUGCAUCCAAGUUUUCUCACGAACAUGAAGACAGUGGAGGAUUUGGUUGGUCUUAUGAAUGUGAGCCCAAGCAUGAUUGGACCACUCUGAUAUCUAAUAAGAAUGCAGAGCUUAGGCGGUUGACUGGGGUGUAUAAAAAUGCCUUGAACAAUGCUGGUGUAACUCUAAUAGAAGGUCGUGGGAAGAUUGUUGAUCCACAUACAGUGGAAGUGGGUGGUAAAUUAUACUCUGCAAAGCACAUACUUGUUUCAGUGGGCGGACGUCCCUUUAUUCCUGACAUUCCUGGAAAAGAAUUUGCUAUUAAUUCUGAUAUGGCUCUAGAUUUACCUUCACGCCCAGACAAAAUUGCUAUCAUAGGAGGUGGUUACAUUGCCUUGGAAUUUGCAAGUAUCUUCAAUGGGUUACACAGUAAUGUUCAUGUUUUCAUCCGCCAGAAGAAGGUUUUGAGAGGCUUCGAUGAGGAGAUUAGAGAUUUUGUAGCAGAGCAAAUGGCACUGAGAGGGGUUGAGUUUCAUUUUGAAGAAUCUCCAGAAGCUAUAGAAAAAGCAUCAGAUGGGUUACUUACCCUGAAGACUACUAAACAAGUUGCUGAAGGUUUUUCACAUGUCAUGUUUGCAACUGGUCGAGUUCCAAAUACUAAGAAUUUGGGGUUAGAAGAGGUUGGAGUAAAACUGGCCAAGAAUGGUGCCAUUGAGGUAGAUGAAUGCUCUAGGUCAUCUGUUGAAUCAAUCUGGGCUGUUGGUGACGCGACUGACAGGGUAAAUUUGACUCCAGUUGCCAUAAUGGAAGGAGGGGCAUUUGCUAAAUCUGUAUUUGGUAAUGAACCUGCAAAACCGGACUACAGAUACAUACCUUCUGCGGUGUUUACUCAACCUCCAAUUGCAACAGUUGGCCUCAAUGAAGAACAGGCAGUUGAACAAUAUGGUGACAUUGAUGUUUACACAACUGGCUUUCGACCCAUGAAAGCAACAUUAUCAGGACUUCCUGAUCGAAUUUUCAUGAAAAUAAUUGUGUGUUCAGCAACAGACAAGGUCAUAGGAGUUCACAUGUGUGGGGACGACACUGCUGAGAUUUUACAGGGUGUUGCAAUAGCUGUGAAAGCUGGCUUAAGAAAAGCAGAUUUUGAUGCCACAGUAGGAAUUCAUCCUACAGCAGCAGAAGAAUUGGUAACCAUGCGAAGUCCUACUCGAAGAAUUCGUCAAAGUGAUAUUCAUGCUGAGGUAGGUGGUAUGGCCAAAGCUUCAACAUGAAGGAGCUAUGUUGGGAGUUGUUAUUAAACACUGGGGAGUUAACAAAACUGUUGGCAUACGAAUUUCUAUAUCUGACCCAUAUUAUUGAAAAUUACUGCUUUGUCUGUAUCUACUUCACCAUUGGAAAGCCCCUCCCUUCGUGGUGUUUUCCUUUCAAACAUGCAAUUAUGUAUUGAUCUGAAGUUCUUCAAGAGCCAGGUUGAAAUUACGACGUAAUCUACUGUUGGGCAUCAAUGCUAUCUCCUUACAAUAAUGUCAAAAAUCCACUCUUGGAAGUUCGGGCUCUAGUAUUUAGGUACAAAAUAAGAAUCAAUGGCUUUGUCUAGUACUUAGGUAUGGUUGUGAUUUCAUUUCUGACAAUACGACCAAGCUAGUUACAUAUUAUGCUGUCAUCUAACUAGAUGACAAAAUCACACUUGUUUGCCAAUCAUUUGAUCACAGCAGUUUGAAGGAUGGUCGUUGAAUAAGCUGCUGUUCUUUAUCCCUUUGUAAAUCAUGUUUGUAGGCAAUAGUGAAGAAUUUUUGUUAAAGACAGAACCCUGAAUGAAGGCAAUUUUGGUUACAAACAGGGAAAUUAAAUCACAACAUAGAGAUUGAGUGGUAGAGCAAAUAUUAAAAUCAGGAGGAAGAUUAAUUAUUUGGACUAUUUGCAUGUGCAUGUGCUGGUGAGUAUUACCAGUAAGACAUGUAUCUGUUGUAAUUUGAUAUCUUGAUGAAAAGUUAGAAAAUUGCAUUA